This is a messenger RNA of Dipodomys ordii (Ord's kangaroo rat), 3675 nucleotides long. It is a transcript of the gene Akap1, whose product is annotated as A kinase (PRKA) anchor protein 1. Gene Ontology annotation, molecular function: RNA binding. The transcript is spliced from 11 exons. Bases 51 to 2669 code for a protein of 872 amino acids. NCBI's taxonomy places the organism in Eukaryota, Metazoa, Chordata, Mammalia, Rodentia, Heteromyidae. The record is from RefSeq and is a predicted model, not a curated record.
GAGCGACCGGCGGCGCGCACGCGCAGGCAUAACUACUUCACACCUCCAGGAUGGCAAUACACUUCCGCACACUCUUACCUUUGGCAUUGCCUGGAAUGUUGGUGAUCCUUGGCUGGUGGUGGUUUUUCUCUCGGAAAAAAGAACAGAUCAGCAGCAGUGACAAGUCAGCAGAGGCUGGUGCUGUAGCACGGAGGGCUAGCCCUGUCAUCAAGAAACAACUUCCCAUGGAAGAGUCCUCUCCUGGAGUUGUGAUUGCACCCCACAGUGUCACACAGUCGCUGGAAAAGGAACAGUCCCCUGCAGGCAUGCCUUCAGGGGAGCCCUCAGCCGUGCUGCGGAUGCACGUGGUCUGUCGUAGGUCAGAAACCUCAAGUAGCCUUCCUAACACCAUAGACACGAGAUUGCAGCCAGGAACUCUCAGAGACGACAGUGCGAAGGUGGAACUCUCCCUGAUGGGCGAUGAAGUAAAACCUGUUCCUCCCGAGCAUCCCUUCCCACCCCCAAAGGAUGUACCAUUUCCCCAUGAAGCAGCUGACAUGGGCAAGCAAGAGCCUGAGCUGGGAAAGGCUUCAGGGAAUGGCUGGCCCAGCCAAUCUAUGGUUCCCGCAGAGAAGCGUGGUCCUGGAGAGAAGGCAAGAGAGACAGGUGGGGCUGAGGGGACUGGCGAUGCAGCAUGGGGAGAGAAUGUGCAUGAAGAAGGUCUCUUAUCCCAGGAGCGUGUCCCAGAAUUGGAGAGCAGUAAGGUCCUUGGCCUGGCUCCCUUGGGAGGUGGGGGAGAGAAGGGGAGCAGUGGCUUUCACCGAGCGGGCAGGCACUCGCAGAAGGAAGAGCGCGUAGUUGGAAAGACAUUGAGCAAUGUGGAGUCGGCUCACCCAGAGCUGGUGAAGGAGGAGACCCAGGUCACCCAGAUCAGAAAUGGCAAAGUCUGUGACAGAGAAGUAGGCAAAGAAGAGACGGUGGGUAAAAAUGAGCAGAUUGAAAAGGCUGCCUUCCAGAUCAUCUCCCAAGUGAUCUUGGAAGCGACUGAAGAGGUGCUGGCUAGCACAGAAGGCAAGAUGGCAGACCAGGUGCAUCAAGCCUUCCCCAUCCAAGCCCAAGGGCAGGAGGAAGAGAGCUGGGCCUCAGCCAGCCAGAAAACUCUCCUGGGGCAAGACGCCACAAAGCCUGCUACACCCACAGCAGGGACAGCCACCAGCCCGCUAGACACUUCCCUGGCCUCACCCACCUUGCUAGCAGAGGACCUGCUACCACCAAAGACCUAUGUGAGCUGCCUGAGCAGCCCUCUCUCCAGCCCCACUAAGGAGGGGAAGCCAAAGAACUCCGCACACCACAUCUCCCUGGCGGCCUGCCUACCACCAGCUACGCCCUCGGUAGAGUCAGUGGAGGAGACGAGCAUCCUGGGAAGAGAUGCCACGUGUGUCACCUGUAUGUCGGGCAACACCCAGAGUGUUCCUUCUGUGGCCUCCUCUGGGCAGUGCUCAGAUUCCCUCAGCCCUUCAGGGCUUGACGGCAGUUUCACAGAGAACAACUCGAGCCCCAGGGACAAGGCCAUUAGCCCGCCACUGCCAGACAGUACUGGGCCCUUCAGCAAUGGGGUGCUGAAGGGGGAGUUAUCAGACUUGGGGGCUGAGGAUGGAUGGACCAUGGACGCGGAAGGAGAUCACUCGGGAGGCUCUGACAGGAACAGCAUGGAUUCGGUGGAGAGUGGGUGUGGGCUCAAGAAGGCCGACAGUCUCCAAAAUGCCCAGGCAGAUUCCAACCCUAAGAAGGUGGACCUCAUCGUCUGGGAGAUCGAGGUGCCCAAGCACUUGGUGGGCCGGCUUAUUGGCAAGCAGGGCCGCUAUGUGAGUUUUCUGAAGCAGACGUCUGGUGCCAAGAUCUACAUCUCCACGCUGCCUUACACCCAGAACAUCCAGAUCUGCCACAUUGAAGGCUCCCAGCAUCACGUGGACAAAGCUCUGAGCUUGAUUGGAAAGAAGUUUAAGGAACUGAAUCUCACCAAUAUCUAUGCCCCUCCAUUGCCUUCCCUGGCGCUGCCUUCCUUACCGAUGACAUCCUGGCUCAUGCUCCCUGAUGGCAUCACUGUGGAGGUGAUUGUGGUCAACCAGGUCAAUGCUGGACAUCUGUUUGUACAGCAGCACACACACCCCACCUUCCACGCCUUGCGCAGUCUGGACCAGCAGAUGUACCUCUGCUACUCUCAGCCUGGGAUCCCCACCUUGCCCACCCCAGUGGAAAUAACAGUCAUCUGCGCUGCCCCUGGUGUGGACGGGGCCUGGUGGCGAGCUCAGGUGGUUGCCUCCUACGAGGAGACCAAUGAGGUGGAGAUUCGCUACGUGGACUACGGUGGAUAUAAAAGGGUGAAAGUAGACGUGCUCCGGCAAAUCAGGUCGGAUUUUGUGACCUUGCCAUUCCAAGGAGCAGAGGUCCUUCUGGACAGUGUGAUGCCCCUGUCAGAUGACGACCAUUUUUCACCUGAAGCAGACGCAGCUAUGAGCGAGAUGACGGGAAACACAGCACUGCUUGCCCAGGUGACAAGUUACAGUCCAACUGGCCUGCCCCUGAUCCAGCUGUGGAGCGUGGUUGGAGAUGAAGUGGUGUUGAUAAACCGGUCGCUGGUGGAGCGAGGCCUUGCACAGUGGGUCGAUAGCUACUACGCCAACCUUUGACCCUAGCCCCCAAAGCCACUUCUUGAGUCUUUUUUUGCACUGUUGGAAUUUGGCUUGGCCCUCGAGACAAAAGAUUUAACAUCAGAGUAACAACAAACAUUGUCUUUGCGGAUCCUCUUUGCCCCCCUGUUCUGUAUUCUGUUGAAGACGCGGCUCCUUGCAGAGGAGCGGUGGGUUCUCAGAGCCCUAGGCCGGUGUUUCGCAAGCCAGCUGCUUUCUCCUCAGCUCUCAACGGUUUCAAAGGAAGUGAAGGGAAGCAUCUCCGCCGGGUUGCCUGCGCUCCUCCGCGCCCCCCUUCCACACCCGCACACACUGCAGGCCAGACAGGGCAGGCCUGUGACUCGCCUGGGAGGGUUUCUUUUGCUUCCGUCUUCCUUCAAGGAGCCAGACAUGAACUGAAUGGUAUGGAUGCCCUGUGCAGCUCACACAAAUGAAGUGGUGGCGCUUAGCCCGUUUUUACAUAUUUCCUCUAGGUCUGUAGGAACCCAGACUUUUUAAUGCAGAUGUAAAUACAGAGCAGUGGUCACACCCGGCCCUGCUCAGGGGCGGGGAACGAUAAUCUUGCCAAGCCUGGUUGUAAUUUGUAACCAUUUUCUAUUUGUGCAAAUAUUGUGUAAAUAUAUGUUUAAAAAAAUGUAAUAUUUUGUAUAAGACACACUGGAGAACAAAGGGAACGCGAGGUUUUCCACGUCACACACUUGGCUGGUAAGUGGAAGCUAGUCGUGGAGUGGGACGCGCUGCCAGCUCCCGCAGCCGGGCCCACGGCUUCCUGCCUACCACAUGGGGACUUGGGGACACGGGGACUGGGGAUUGGGGACAUGGGGUCUGGGUGGGAUGGGCUAUCAAUUGGGGAGUUUUUGCUGUACACAUUUGUUUAAAAAAAAAUAACUAAUUGAAUUACCUUACAGUGGUAUCAUUUGAUUCUUUUUUAGACUGGCUUCAGCAUUGUGCAGUUUAAGGAUAAGUAACUUAAGUAACUUGAACUUCUAUAAAUCUUGGAAUUGUA